Molecule: messenger RNA, 4864 nt
Organism: Patella vulgata (common limpet)
Lineage: Eukaryota; Metazoa; Mollusca; Gastropoda; Patellidae
Exons: 4
Coding region: 76-2331 (751 amino acids)
Source: RefSeq, a predicted model, not a curated record
UAGGAAACAUCGCCUUGUGCCGCAUAUUUCACAGGACAGGUUACAUACAAGAUUGGGCCUACCAUCACGGCAAGUAUGGAAUAUUUAGCGGGAAUGUUAAUUGUCUUUCACGUCACGGUAUUGUCCGGUCAGUCAAUGGAGGUUGAUAUGAAGAAUGACGUGGCUCUAUAUAAUGGAACUAUUGUCUUAGCAUCUCUGGUAAUAUCUAUUAUUGCUUGUGUUGGUGUUCUGUCGCUUAUAACAUUCCUCUUCUGUUACAUGCGCAAUAAAAGGAAGCGUCCUAUAAAAAAACUCUCUUCCAAGCUGAAUUAUCUAGCAUCGUUAAAGGAACAGCACUCAAAUAAUUUUACAGAACUGCUGGAUCAAGAUACCCAACUGUCAAUGGUUCCGCUUGAACCAGUCAACAUUUGUGUUGGUGUUGGAACAUUACGUCAGGUGUCUUUAACUUUACUGCAGGACUCCAUUAUUAACCUGUACAACAUCCGGGUCAAACUAGAUAGCCGAAACGAGACGUUUCGUUCAGAUGACGAACUCGCCAUGACAACAGCUUCUGACAACGAGGCCGUCCAACGUCAAUUACGAAAACGACUACAGUUCAUCUUCAAAGACGAUUCGACCAACAUUGAAACCUUCUCAUCAAUCGGUGAUGACAUUCUUACAGGAAGCACCGUUCGUCAGCUACUGGAUGCCACAUUCCGUAUCUGUCGUGUUGGACGAGGAAUUAUCCGGGAAUGGAAGGUGGAGAAUGAGAUAUUCGUUGGAACGAUGCCCGUGGAAGCUACUGGAUACAUCAACUUCACAGUCGAGGAUAACGUUAAUAAAAUAAAACUAACUUGGGAUGACCACAAGUUCUCUGAAGAUUUCCUCAACACCAUCAGUAUGAUGCUUCAGGCGCUCCGGGAUGAACGACGACAACCAACUCCUGUUGAAUAUCUGGCGAUACAUCUGGCAUAUCAUUGUAUGGCAAGCGGUAAACAGGUUACCCUAGAAGGACAUCGCUCAUUAGGAUCUCCCGGGUUCCGCCCCCAUACGCAGACUUAUAUGUCUUUAACUGAUCCCGGAGAUGGACAUGUUCUGGGAACCACUCGGUUUAAUGAGUGGAUGUUAGGAGCUAUCGUUCAUGUUGAACAUCUAGAACGACCUGGUAAUCUUUCUCGGGAACACAUCGAAUCUUACCGGGUUCCAUCGCUUUAUGAUUUCUCUCGAGUCAGACUCCAUGUAGGAUCGGCUGCACCAAAUACAUAUUUUGUCGGAAGAAGGAUGAAAGAUUCGGGAAGCUUUGACGAAGAUUUCUUAAAAUUGGUUCAUAUGACAUCAGCUACGGCUUCAGCUGCCUUUUAUCAAGGUGCUGCUGAAUGUAAGGUAGCAAUGGAAGGACUGACCACAUCACAAGCUGUUCGCUACAUGAGGGCGUUGCGUGCGCAAGUUCAUCGGGACCGUUUUUCACAGUUCUUGUCUGCCGCGUGGAACAUCAAUCAAGUAGUCGUGGACGAUUUUGAGGACGAAAAUCCAACACAACUCACCGAUAAAAUGGACAUAGCAAUUCGAGCUAUUGAAAUUACCUGCUUGGGCGGAUUUGAAAAAAUCACGUGGGAUGGCGCCAGUGACACCUAUCCAUCGAAAUGCAUCAUGGACCAGUUGACCUUUCAGGAAGCUUUGUUCCUCGUUCACGAAGCUCACUCAAAUGGUUUACUCACCUAUUUCUCGGCCGGCUUCAAAUUACCACAAAUCAAGCAAGCCGUCCUGACGGGUGUUGAUGGGAUAGGGAUAGGUGGCGCCCAAGUUCUAAGAUUUAUGGAUUAUCAGACCGGCAUGCACGGUCCGUACAUGGAAGAAAAUAUUCCUGGGAUUCUUGAAGAAAGGGACAUGGCUUCCCAGACGAUUCGUGGUCGGGGUGUUUAUCUGUUGUCUCGCCUGAACACCAUGUAUUUCGAAGGGUCCAUCUCCAGCACGGAGAACGGUAUGAGGUGCAAGCUAUUUAACGCCUUGCUUCAGCAGGAUGAGGUGAGCAUUGACUGUGUUCUUGGUAAACUAGGCAGCAUCAUGAGUAUACCGUGCGAGUACAGCUUCCCGUUGUUCGGCUCGGCUAAGCGGAUAGCGUUAAGUAAGAAUCCGUUAUUGAAAGAAGUGGCCGAGUCGUCCUACGAAUGGGCGUUGUUUGUGUCUAGAUUAAAGGUGUUGAUCAGUAAGUGUGAGGAGAAUGGUAUACAAGAGGAGUAUAAUGGUGAACCAUGGCGAACAUUCAGGAAGAAAUAUCGCGAUAACGUCAAUGGUGAUAUACGCUUUAAAAGACAAACUUCGCAGACCGUUCAAUAUAAAACUCAACUGUAACUAAUUGUGAUGUAUAUAUUUUAUAAACGGAUAGGUCGAUUCACGCAAUACUACCCAAUACUAACCCUACACAAUACUAUCCCGAUAUUAACCUAAUACUCCUCCCCCCCCCCACCAUCCUUACCCAAUGAUUAUCAACAUUACCCAAUAUUCACCUAAUACCCCCAAUACUUCCCUAAUACCACCCAAUACUAACCUAAUACCACCAAAUACUAACCUAAUACUCAUCCAAUACUAACCUUAUACUCAUCCAAUACUACCCAAUAACCCUAUACUCACCCAAUACUAACCCUAUGCUGACCCAAUACUUACCUAAUACUCACCCAAUAUUAACCUAAUACUCAUCCAAUACUACCCAAGAUCCCUAUACUCACCCAAUACUAACCUAAUACUCACCCAAUACUAACCCUAUACACACCCUAUGCAACCCAAUACUCGCGCAAUACUACCCAAUAAAAACAAAUUAUGUAUAUAUCUUAAAGAUACAUUCCCGGGUACAAACUGGGUGAUGUGAUGAUAUAUUUGGACUAAAAACAUAUUCAAACAAAUUAAUUUAUCAUAAUUUUGCAAUUUUGCUUCAAAUCCUUCUCAAAACAUUGCAAUUGUCAGGGAAUACCCUGCUAUAAAAACUCGAUCAAAAGAGGUCACCUCGGUGGAAGCGGACGUAAAAUACAACUAAGUAAGUAAGUAAGUAAGUAAGUAAGGUCAUUUUUGUGUCGCGUGACACAACGGGUGCGAUGUCGGAGGAGAAUUCAUUGCAUACAAAAGACGAUGUUGCCUUUAUGGCUGACAAUUUUUUACAAAUAUCUAAGCCUAAUUAAAUUCUCGGAUUAUCCACUGCCCGCGUCUUUUUCCGUGAUUUUUAUCUCAGAAAGUGUUGUACGUCUAACUCUUCAUAAAGUUUAUCAACAUGUACAUGAAGCGCAUAAUCUCCGCGUGCAACCUUCGACGUCAGACGUGUAGACACUCCUAAUCGUCGGGCUGUCCUGUAUGCGCUCCAUCAUAGGCGUAGAAGCUCAAAGUAAUUCAGGGGGGCAUAAGAGAAAAUUGCCCAAAAUCAAUACCGUUUUUUCGGGCAUACAUAUCAUAAGAGAGCUUCGGGCAUAUUUUCCGGCAUGCAGUAGACAAGGAAAAGACGAGAAAAUACUUUUCGGGCAGUGUGGAUCUCAUAGAAAUAAGUUAGUUAUAUUUUUCUCUAAACGUUAAUAGAAAAAAAAGGUCGGCUCCUACGUCUAUGCGCUCCAUGAGUGUUUUUCAGAAAUCCAGUAUUUUUCUAGUAAGAUUGGAUAUUUCUACUUUCAUAUAUACCAAAAGUGUCAUACUUUUAUUGGAAAUAACCACCCGAUAAAUACUUUUCUGGGAACGUAGCUUUAAGAAACAGAGAGUGAGAAAUGAUGUUUAACGUACUCUCGACACAAACUAUGUCAUUUUGGGACUAACAUAUGGUUCAAUUUUAUUUCAAUAAUAGGCUUGCGCGUAGGGGUCUUUAGCAGUGGGAGGAAACUGGGGGACCCGGAGAAAACCCACGAGGUUGGACAGGCGACCAUAUUCCUUGUCACGUACAACCGGGGAAACGAAACCACGCCAGUUGACUCAAUGACAGACGUUAUGAUACAAUGCGCACGCACUAACCCCCCCCCCCCCCCGUCUCCCUCAACUAAUAGCAAUAAAAAACAAAUUAUGUACAUAUUUUAAGAAACAGUAAAAUAUUUUUUUAUGUAUAUAUUUUUAAAAAAAAACUCUAUAUAUUUUUGUGUAUAUUUUAAACAGCUGUAAAUUUGUCGUACACGCCGUAUAUUCUAAAUAUAGCCAUUCUCAUCACUAUGGUUAGAUCCGUGUCGCUUUUACGAGAAUGGAUUCAUGAAUCAUACCUGAAUCGGGAUAGUCGUAAUUAGAAUGUGCGAAUCUCCAAGAAUUCGGAAUAACCGAUAUUUGAAUUUUUCUCGUUAUAUAAAUAACCACGAAUCGCAAUUACGAUCAUGUGAUGUGUAAUAAUUUUAAUGUUGAAGGAGACAUGUUUAAAUGAAAUGAAAUGGGGUUUAACGUCCUACUGUUUUGCUCCGAACUUGGCUAAUGAAGACGGGCAUACACCAUACAGUGUGCUAUGAGGGAAAUUUUGCCCGGACAGCGGCACUACGGCCUACUCUUAUAUCGAAUUCCAUCUGUCAAAGGAUCUUUUACGUGCACGCCAAUGUGUACACGGGACCUCGGUUUUUCCCCCCACCCGAACGACUAGACAUCUGCCCUUGUCAGGCCCUCCAUCCUGCAUCCUUGACAAGGGGGAAUCACGCUGGAAAAUCUGGAUGAACUUUCUCGGCCAAUGCAGGGAUCGAACACCCGACCUCCAGGCUAGCGAGUCAGCGUCUUAUUAAAAGAGAGAGAGAGAAAUGGGGUUUAACGUCCACUCGACACAAACAAACUAGGUCAUUUCGGGACUAACAUAUGGUUUUUAAUUUUAUUAACAUAAUUCGCUUGCGCGUAGGGGUCUUUAGCAGUGGGAGGAAACCGGAGGCCCCGGAGAAAACCCACGAGG